This is a messenger RNA of Trichogramma pretiosum, 4612 nucleotides long. RefSeq names its product xanthine dehydrogenase-like. NCBI's taxonomy places the organism in Eukaryota, Metazoa, Arthropoda, Insecta, Hymenoptera, Trichogrammatidae. The transcript has 23 exons. Gene Ontology annotation, molecular function: iron ion binding; xanthine dehydrogenase activity; 2 iron, 2 sulfur cluster binding. Bases 290 to 4408 code for a protein of 1372 amino acids. The record is from RefSeq and is a predicted model, not a curated record.
AAGAUGAUUCGGCGUCCUUAUCUCUGAUUAUUGUUCAAAGCUUGCGAGAAAGAGCAAAAGAGCUAGCGAGCGAGAGAGAGAGAGAGAGAGAGAAAGAGAGAGAGCGAGAAGUCAAUCAACCGCGCGUGCGAGGCGAGAGAGAGACAUCGGCUUCGAAAUUUACAGACAAAAAAUCCUCGCGGCUUACACGCAGCAGUACAUCUCGUCUUAUCGCGGAUACUUUGUAUGCACACAGCGGUCUGCUACUGCCUCGACUGUGCCGCUGCAGUUGCUUUGGUUGAAUUGCAAAAUGCAGAACACCGAGUUGCGAGCGUCGUUGUCCGGUACUAGUAGCGGCAAUAACAGUGAUAAUUAUCGUGCCAAAAAAAGUGAACAGAGUGAUAAAGCUGCCGAGCGCAUCAGCAAUGUUUUGAUUUUUUACGUCAACGGCAAAUUGAUAAAAGACUCCUGCAUCGAACCAGAAUGGACGCUUAUAUAUUAUCUGCGACAAAAACUCGGCUUGACCGGUACGAAACUUGGAUGCUCGGAAGGCAACUGCGGAGCUUGCACUGUUAUGAUAUCUCGAUACGAUACAAAGAAACAGGAAAUAAUUCAUUUAGCGGCAAAUGCGUGUCUCACGCCCGUCUGCGCGAUGCACGGUAUGGCUGUGACAACGGUCGAGGGCAUCGGUAGUACGAGAAAAAAACUUCAUCCUGUGCAAGAACGAUUAGCGAAAGCCCACGGCUCUCAAUGCGGAUUUUGCACUCCGGGUAUUGUCAUGUCGAUGUACGCUUUGUUGAGAAGCAACAUGAAACCAACAAUGAUCGACAUGGAUAUCGCAUUUCAAGGUAACUUAUGCCGGUGCACAGGCUACCGCCCAAUCAUUGAAGGUUUGAAAACUUUCACCCAAGACUGGGAAAACUCUCAAUCUAAUGGCAAAACUAACGACAAUGAAGUUAAAGUUUGCGCUCUUGGUAAUGCGUGCUGUAAAAAAGCUUUCUCUUCGGAACCCACAGAACUUUUUAAUUCCAGUGAAUUCAAACCAUACGACCCAACACAAGAACCCAUUUUUCCACCGGCUCUUCAGAUGUCAUCAGAAUUGGACGAAGAAUAUCUAAUCAUUAAAGGAAAAGAUAUAACAUGGUACCGACCAACCAAUUUAAAACAAUUACUUACUUUGAAAAGUCAAUAUCCUAAUGCUAAGAUCAUCGUUGGGAAUACAGAAGUAGGCGUUGAAGUAAAAGUAAAACACUUCAUGUAUCCAGUGUUGAUUCAUUCUUCUCAAAUAAAAGAAUUAUCUAUUAUAGAAGAAACAAAUGAUGCACUAAGAAUUGGAGCUAGCGUUACUUUAAGAGAAAUGGAGUGCGCUCUUAAAGAACAAAUCAACUCAAAACAUGAGUCAACAACAAGAAUAUUUAAAAGCAUAGUCACAAUGUUACAUUGGUUUGCUGGUAAACAAAUUCGAAACGUUGCUGCUGUAGGAGGUAAUAUCAUGACCGGGAGUCCUAUAUCAGAUUUAAAUCCAAUUUUUUUGGCGGCUGGUAUAACUUUGCAUCUUUGUAGUUUGAAAAGAGGUUUCCGGACAGUAAAAAUGGAUAGCAAAUUUUUCGUGGGUUAUCGUCGUAAUAUCGUGGCUCGCGAUGAGGUCUUGAUUUCUAUUGAAAUACCAUUUAGUAAUUCGGAUCAAUAUUUUGUAGCUUAUAAACAAUCUAAACGACGUGAUGAUGACAUUACAAUUGUUAAUAUGGCGAUGAAUAUAUUUUUUGAAAGUAAUACAAAUACUGUCAAAGCUGCCUACUUGACUUUCGGUGGUAUGGCACCGAUAACUAUGUUAGCCAAGGAAACUUCUAAAACGUUACUCGGAAAGCAAUGGACUUCAGAUAUCAUUGAAGAAACGAUAAAUACACUUUCUCAAGAAUUACCUCUACCUGGAGAUGCCCCUGGGGGAAUGAUUCUGUAUCGUCGUUCUUUAACAUUAAGCUUGUUUUUCAAAGGGUUUAUUCACAUUUCAAAACAGCUAUUGAAAAAUAAUGUGCCAAAUGUUAUUCCAAUAUCAAAGCAGUACGAAUCUGCUGCUGAAGGAUUUCAUUACACACCGCCAAAAAGUUCUCAGUAUUAUCAAGUGGUUCCAAAUAACCAACCGGCUGGUGAUCUUAUCGGAAGACCUUUAAUACAUGCUAGUUCAUUAAAGCAAGCUACAGGAGAAGCUAUAUAUUGCGAUGAUAUUCCUAGAAUAGUUGGAGAACUUUAUUUGUCUCUUGUAUUAUCUACAAGUGCUCAUGCUAAAAUUAAAGAAAUUGACAAUUCAAAAGCCUUAGCCCUUGAGGGUGUUGUAGCCUACUUCGAUGCCAAGGAUUUACCCGAUGAUCGUCGUUUUAUGGGACCGAUAUUUAAGGAUGAAGAAGUUUUUGCAUCUGAAAAAGUGUUCUGUCAUGGUCAAGUUAUCGCGGCUAUAGUAGCAAUAAAUCAAUCGAUUGCUCAAAAAGCUGCAAGACUAGUUCGGGUCACUUACGAAGAGCUAAAACCAGUGCUGUUAACGAUUGAAGAAGCUAUCGAGGCAAAUUCGUAUUUGGGAGAAACGAGAAUACUUUCUAAAGGUGAUGUUGAUAAAGUUUUUCAAGAAGUAGAUCAUGUUUUAGAAGGAGAAAUAAGAAUAGGGGGUCAAGAACAUUUUUACUUGGAGACUCAAUGUACUUUUGCGGUUCCGAAAGAAGAAAAUGAAAUAGAAGUUUUCGCAUCUACUCAAGAUCCUACAGGGAUGCAAGCUAACAUCGCACACGUCUUGGGAGUAUCUCACAAUCAAGUGUCGGUUAGAGUGAAACGAUUGGGUGGAGGGUUUGGUGGAAAGGAAUCAAGAGGUUUAUUGGUUACUUUGCCAGUUGCGUUCGCCGCUCAAAGUCUGCAAAAGCCAGUUAGAUGUAUGCUUGAUCGAGACGAAGAUAUGAUGAUGACCGGUACAAGACACCCUUACCUUUUUAAAUAUAAAGUAGGUUUCACAAGCGAGGGUAAAUUAAUGGCUUUAGAGUCACAUAUUUACGCUAACGCAGGAUCUACAUGGGAUUUAACUUCUGCCGCUGUAGCUCGAACAAUGACGCAUAUUGAAAAUGCGUAUAAAAUUCCAGCCAUCAGAGUAUUCGGUCACUUAUGUAAAACAAAUUUACCAUCAAAUACAGCGUUUAGAGGAUUUGGAGGUCCUCAAGCUAUGUUUGCAGCAGAAACUGUGAUGCGACAUGUUGCUGAUUAUCUUGAAAAGGAUGUAAUACAGUUAACUGAACUUAAUUUGUAUCAAGAAGGCGAUAUCACUCAUUAUAACCAAAAAUUAGUCAAUUGCACUAUGAAACGAUGUUGGGAUGAGUGCUUGGCCUUUUCAAACUACAAAGAAAGAUUAGAAGAAAUAAAAAAAUAUAACAAAGAAAACAGAUACAAAAAACGUGGUCUAUCUGUUAUUCCAACCAAAUUUGGAAUAGCCUUUGAAACAUUAUUCCUUAAUCAAGGCGGUGCCCUCGUUCACAUUUAUAAAGAUGGUUCUGUUCUACUUACUCAUGGAGGUAUUGAGAUGGGCCAAGGUGUACAUACAAAAAUGAUUCAAGUCGCAAGCAGAGUACUGAAAGUCGAUCCGAAGAAAAUUCACAUUUCUGAAACGUCGACCGAUAAAGUUCCAAAUACUACAGCCACAGCUGCUAGCACAGGAUCUGAUUUGAAUGGAAUGGCUAUAAUGAAUGCCUGCAAUGAAUUGAUGAGUCGAAUGAAACACAUUAUCGAUGCCAAUCCAAACAGCACAUGGGAAGAUUGGGUAAUCAAGGCAUACUUCGAACGGAUCAGCCUUUCGGCGACUGGAUUUUACAAAACACCCGAUCUAGGAUAUGAUAUGGAAUCUAAUUCUGGGACUCUUUUCGAUUACUUCACAUAUGGGGCUGCAUGCAGCGAAGUGCAAAUAGAUUGUUUGACUGGCGAUCACCAGAUUUUACGAACAGAUAUUGUGAUGGAUCUUGGGGAAAGUCUGAAUCCUGCCAUCGACAUUGGUCAGGUAGAAGGAGGUUUUAUUCAGGGUUAUGGAUUACUAACCAUGGAAGAAAUGAUCUACUCACCAACUGGAGUUGUAUAUAGUCGUGGACCAGGCGUGUACAAAAUACCAGGCUUUGCCGACAUACCCCAAGAAUUCAAUGUUUCUUUGCUGAAAGGCGUUUCCAAUCCCAGAGCCGUUUAUUCUUCCAAGGCUGUUGGCGAGCCUCCGCUAUUUUUAGCUUCAUCGGUGUUUUUUGCAAUAAAAGAAGCUAUUAAAUCCGCCAGAGGCGAUAUGAAUUUACACCGGUAUUUCAGGUUCGAUGCUCCGGCGACAGCCGCUCGAAUACGUAUGGCUUGCGUAGAUGAUUUUACGAAAAAAAUUGGAGAUGGCGAUGGCAAAAGACCAUGGAAUAUAACUCCAUAGUUGUGAGAGUUUCAUUAAUCCAAAUGAUUGUAAAUAUAAAAUCACAUUUACCCGUAAGUGCCUACAAUAUUUUAGCUUCAUAACAUUUAUGCAAUUUAUAUGUUUUCCAAUGAAUAAUGUUACAGUAUCUUCAAGAUCAUAUCAAAAUAAAUAUUUAAUCUAUGAUUAUCAAUAAAAUAUUGCAAUAAAUUUUUGAAAAUCAAA